Talaromyces proteolyticus is the source of this 513-nucleotide messenger RNA. RefSeq lists its product as uncharacterized. Lineage: Eukaryota; Fungi; Ascomycota; Eurotiomycetes; Eurotiales; Trichocomaceae. Bases 1 to 513 code for a protein of 170 amino acids. The record is from RefSeq and is a predicted model, not a curated record. The transcript has 2 exons.
AUGUCAGGUCUAUCAGGAAUUCCGUCCUCUACAGGCCGCAAUUUCGCAUGGGUAAUAAGAAACCCCAUACGCACACCGAAUGGUUACAAACUACGUGUUUGUUUGACUUCUAACGGACAGUUUGUCCCAUUUCAUGGGAACCCCAACCAACCAUAUAAUUUCGACAUUGUAUUCCGCCACCCUGAUCUGAUAUUUGGGGUAGUUGUUGCUAUGAUUCCGGGGUCCCUUGAACAGCAGGGUCAUUUUAGCCUUGAAAUUCCAGAAGCGCAUCUUCCUAGAUGGCCUGGAGAGUACCGCCUCGAGCUCAAUAAACCGCUCGUAGGCUUUCUCCCGGCGGCUGAUGCUCAUGAAGGAAGCAGUGCAGCCACAGCUGUGCUUACCGUGCGUUCGCGAGAAGGUCCAUCCUCCUCCUCCUCCUCCCUCAGUGAAUGGCGUCAAUUACCAGAAUGGAGUUUCUUGAUGGGGCUUAUUUUGGCUCUUGGAAUCCACUGGGUUGCAUCUGUCGGCUGGUAA